This is a messenger RNA of Theobroma umbraticum, 789 nucleotides long. RefSeq names its product autophagy-related protein 8C-like. NCBI's taxonomy places the organism in Eukaryota, Viridiplantae, Streptophyta, Magnoliopsida, Malvales, Malvaceae. The record is from RefSeq and is a predicted model, not a curated record.
GGGUUAAUGGGAACAACUUCUUUAACAAUACCAACAAUUCUCCUUUAAUUAUUGCCACUUCUGGUUUUUUCUUUCCGUCGACCCCAAUCUGCUCACUCUCUUUCCUUCGACUUUGUCGCUAUGGCUAAGAGCUCCUUUAAGUUGGAACACCCCCUCGAAAGGAGGCAGGCUGAAGCUGCUCGUAUUAGGGAGAAGUAUCCGGACAGAAUCCCGGUGAUCGUUGAGAGGGCGGAUAAGAGUGAUGUGCCUGAUAUUGACAAGAAAAAAUAUCUGGUUCCUGCUGAUCUAACAGUUGGCCAAUUUGUCUAUGUUGUCCGGAAGAGGAUUAAGCUGAGUCCUGAGAAGGCUAUUUUCAUUUUUGUGAAGAACAUUCUACCACCAACUGCUGCUAUGAUGUCUGCCAUAUACGAGGAAAACAAGGAUGAAGAUGGUUUCCUUUACAUGACUUACAGUGGUGAGAACACGUUUGGAACUGGGAUGAUUGAGGCAAUAUGAUCAACGGAUAUCCAUGUGAAUAUGACUUGCGAAAAAUAAAAAUAGUUUAAGAUGUAAAUUCUUUGUUGCUCCCCUUGGUGGAUAUUGCCUACUAGUUCAAUAUUCGCUGGCAAAUGGCCUCCUCUGACAUUUUCUUUAAAAGUUGGUAACUAAUUUAUGUGAACUAAACAGCGUUUGCCUUGCUGUGUAGUGCUGAAGCUUUUUAGGAAUUAGAUAUGGUUCCUUGACUAUACCAUUAUAUGUUGCUGCCUGUCAUCCUAUAAAGCUCUUUGAAGUCUGCCUCUCAGCUGUAAA